AUGUUUGGCUUGAGCAACGAUCGAUAUUUCGGCCUCAGGGGAGGAUGGCUUACGCUUUGGGUGACGGUCGCCUGUGGAACUGACAUGACUCUGUUCGGCUACGACCAAGGCGUCUUCGGCGGCGUCGUCGUCACCGACGACUUCCUCGACACCCUCGGCCUGCGCGACAAUUCCUCCCUCCUCGGCACCGUCACGGCGAUCUACGACAUCGGAUGCUUCUUCGGUGCGAUUCUGGCCUACUUCAUCGGCGACAUCCUCGGCCGGAAGAAGAGCAUUCUGCUGGGCACGACGAUUAUGUCCAUUGGCGCGAUUCUGCAGAUUACGGCGUAUGGUGUGCCCCAGAUGAUUGUGGGGAGGAUUGUGGCUGGGGUUGGGAAUGGGAAACUCAUUGUUAUCGAACUUAUCCUCAAUAUCGCCGGUUUCAGUUUAUCAAACUGGGUCACCUUCGGCUUUUCAUUCGUCGGCGGAGCCGUGGCCUGGCGCCUCCCCCUCGCAUUCCAAUUCAUCUUCAUCGUCAUCCUCUACGCCACCGUCCCUUGGCUGCCAGAAUCUCCGCGUUGGCUCGUCCAGAAGGAGAGGGUCGACGAGGCGGAGCAGAUCUUGGCGGAUAUCGAGGGCACUGAAAUCGAGGACCCAUACGUUCAAACUGAGUUGAACGAGAUCAAGUACUCCACCGCCUAUGAGCUGGAACAUGCUGUCCGUAUCCGGGAUCUCGUCCGGGGCAAGCAAGGCUCCGAGGCUGGCACCUGCACCCUCCGCCGCAUUAUAUUGGGAAUGGGCGCCCAGGCAAUGCAGCAACUAUCUGGUAUCAAUGUGACCAGCUACUACCUUCCUACGGUCCUAAUAACGUCCGUUGGCUUCGACAACCGCAUGGCCCGCCUCCUAGCCGCCUGCAACAGCGUCUCCUACCUCCUCUUCUCCCUAAUCGGCAUCCCGAACGUCGAACGCUGGGGCCGCCGCAAAAUGCUCAUGUACGCCGCCGCCGGCCAAUGUUUCUGCUACCUCCUCAUCACCAUCCUCCUGCGCUUCUCCGAACUCCGCCAAGAACAGGGGGACACCAUCGCGCAGAAGCAGCUCGCCUCCGCGAGCGUGGCCUUCUUCUUCCUCUACUACGUCUUCUUCGGCAUCGGCUUCCAGGGCGUGCCGUGGCUGUUUCCCGCGGAGAUCAACGGCCUCAGUAUGCGGAACAAGGGCGCCGCGUUGGGGACGGCCACGAAUUGGAUUUUCAACUUCAUGGUUGUGGAGAUUACCCCGAUUGGAAUCGACACCCUCCACUGGAAGUUCUACGUCAUCUGGACGGUCCUGAACGCCUCCUUCGUGCCCACCGUCUAUCUGUUCUAUCCAGAGACCGCGGGCAGAACGCUGGAAGACAUCGACAGCUAUUUCCGCGAACACAAGAAUAUUUUCGUGUUCAAGGAUAAAGUCGCGACCAGUAGCAAGCGGCCGGCGGAGUUUGUCGAGAGGGAGGUUAUGGAGGUUCGCAGGCAGAGUAGUGUCAACCCCAGGGCGGCGAGUUUGGCGGCGAGUCAUCCUCCAAGGCCCGUCGUCAGUCCAACCGUCGAGCGUCUGGCCUACCAUCCCCAGUAA
Molecule: messenger RNA, 1587 nt
Organism: Zasmidium cellare ATCC 36951
Lineage: Eukaryota; Fungi; Ascomycota; Dothideomycetes; Mycosphaerellales; Mycosphaerellaceae
Exons: 4
Coding region: 1-1587 (528 amino acids)
Biological process (GO): carbohydrate transport; transmembrane transport
Cellular component (GO): membrane
Molecular function (GO): carbohydrate:proton symporter activity
Source: RefSeq, a predicted model, not a curated record